Ylistrum balloti is the source of this 1959-nucleotide messenger RNA. Its product is annotated as solute carrier family 28 member 3-like. NCBI's taxonomy places the organism in Eukaryota, Metazoa, Mollusca, Bivalvia, Pectinida, Pectinidae. Gene Ontology annotation, biological process: nucleoside transmembrane transport. The record is from RefSeq and is a predicted model, not a curated record. Bases 1 to 1959 code for a protein of 652 amino acids. Gene Ontology annotation, molecular function: nucleoside:sodium symporter activity. Gene Ontology annotation, cellular component: membrane. The transcript has 11 exons.
AUGUCUGUUGAACUUAAUGAUUAUACCAUCGUCGAUGUUGAUCAAAAGGAAAAGGAAUCUAAUCCAGACAAUAAGGGCACGGCCUGCACCCAGAAUGGAGUUACGAUCAUAAUUAAAAAAUCCGAGCCUGGAAACGCUGAUGACGUCAUGAAGUUUGAUGAAGAUCCGCUGGAAGAGCGCUGCACUUUAUUAGUUGAUAAAAUACAGAAGAAAGUCCAGGAAACUAUGAGAUUACAUUGGAUCCAAAUAAAACGAUGUGCAACCGCCGUAUCUAUUUGCCUGUAUUUCGCCUACUUUACUUAUUGUAUGUACUUCCGGUUUGGUGACGAGGGAUCCGUUCGGCUGCUAGUAUGUACAUUGUUUGGAGUUCUAAUUGCGUUGGCUAUGGCGAUAGUAGGAAUGACGAAGACACAGUGGAUUAUAGUAUGGGAGGGGAACAUACAGCCAUUUGUCGACUCUAAGACAGGCAAACGUACUGUUACCAUCACAUCGCUAUUGCUGAAAGUAAUCGUGUUUUUCGUCAUCGUUGUUUUCAUCAUCGUUGACGUAGUCGUUGAUCAUCCUGAAAAUCUCAUCGCUGUUUCCGGUCAGGCCAUCUAUGUCAUCAUCUUCUAUAUAUUCUCUAUAAGUCCAGGCAAGGUGAAGUGGCACACCGUAUUCUGGGGAUUUGCCCUACAAUACAUCUUCGCACUCAUCAUCCUUCGUCAAGAAUGGGGCUUCGAUACCUUAUGGUACUUAGGGGACCGCGUGAGGGAGUUCCUUCAACAUUCAGACGCAGGCGCAAUCUUCAUGUUCUCCGAGCCGUUAGUCAACAAGCAUACUAUCGCCUUCACGGUGUUUCCUGUUGUCAUCUUCUUCAGCACUGUCAUUUACAUCCUCUACUACCUGGGAGUUAUGCAGAUUAUCGUACGAGUACUUGGUCACGCCAUUGCUUUAAGCAUGGGAACAACUUCAGCGGAAUCUUUCAACGCCGCAGCAAACAUAUUCGUCGGCAUGAUAGAAGCAAUUCUGAUGAUCGGUCCAUCCAUCAGCGAUAUGACUUGUUCAGAGCUGCAUGCCGUGAUGACAGCAGGGUUCGCCACUAUUGCUGGGAAUGUAAUGGGAGUUUAUAUCAGUUUUGGUAUUCCAGCUAACCAUCUGAUAGCCGCAUCUAUCAUGUCGGCUCCAGCCGCCCUAGCCGUCUCCAAACUUACCUACCCCGAGAUAGAGGUGCACAAAUCCAGCAGUGGGGACCUUAUCAAGAUGGAGAAAUCGAAAGAGAGAAACAUCGUAGAGGCAGCAGCAGCUGGUGCCACAGCGUCCAUCAAGAUGGUCUCGGCCAUGGCCGUUAAUAUCAUCGCCUUUCUAUCCUUACUCAGUUUCGUCAACGCAACUCUCAUCUGGUGUGGAGAAAGAGCAGGAAUGGAGGGCUUUUCUCUCGAGUUUAUUUGUUCCUACCUGUUCUUCCCGAUCGCCUUCUUUAUGGGAACAGAUGUUUCCGACUGCCGUAAGGUGGCAGAGCUGAUUGGUAUCAAAACAUUUACUAACGAGUUUAUCGCCUACCAGAAACUGGCCGGUAUUAUUAGUAAUGGUAACUCUCUGGCUAACUAUACCGCCUUCUACAACGACACGGCGCAUUGGUACUGGGACAACGGCAACGUCAUGCUCAACAACACUGGCCAGGAGUUGGUGGGAGGGAUCAUCUCGGACAAGUCAGAGGUUAUCGCCACCUACGCCUUGUGUGGCUUUUCCAACUUUGGCUCCAUCAGUAUACUUCUAGGAUCUAUGGGCGCGUUGGCGCCAACUCGAAAAAGAGAUCUCGCCCGGAUGGUAGUUCGUGCCACGGUUUCAGGUGCAGUGGUAUGUUUCCUCAACGCUUGUGUCGCUGCGGACAAUCGGAAACUGUGCAGGGAAGUGGAAUUUAGAGGAUUCUAUAGAAAUCAUCCCUUGCUUGCCACUGUGGAUUUGGUUUUGCGAUGA